AUGUCGCCAUCUGCAACAUCCAACGGGACUACCAACGGUGCCACAAAUGGUGCCCACUCUGUCCUUGACUGGCACAGCUUCUGCAAUGUCAUCGAUGGCAAACUCACCACGACGGAGAAGACUCGAACGGGAAUCAAUCCUGCGACCUCCGAGCCCAAUGAUCCUGUCCCAGUCUCGACUCCAGAAGACGUCGAUCGAGCUGUCGCUGCCGCGGAGAAAGCAUUCCCGAGCUGGGCAGACACGCCUUACGGCGAGCGCAGAAAGGCCGUUAACGCCUUUGCUGAUGCGCUUGAGGGUGAGAAGGAGAACUUCGCGAAGCUCUUGGUGAAGGAGCAGGGCAAGCCACUCCACUUUGCGCGUUUCGAGAUCGACUUUACCUUGCAGAUCAUGCGCACAGUGACCUCUUUCGACCUACCUACUGAAGAGAUCGUGAACGAGCCAGACAGGCGAGUCCUUGUGCGCUAUGUGCCGCUUGGCCCCACGGUCGGCAUUGUUCCCUGGAACUAUCCCAUUCUCCUUGCGUGUGGUAAGAUCGCCCCAGCCCUACUUACGGGCAACACCAUCAUAAUCAAACCCUCUCCGUUCACGCCGUGCGGAGAUCUGAAGCUGUGUGAGCUUGGGCAGCGCUUCUUCCCACCCGGAGUAUUGCAGUGCCUGUCAGGCGAUGACAAUCUUGGUCCCUGGAUGACUGCACAUCCUGGUCCGCGCAAGAUCAGCUUCACGGGCAGCUCUGCGACAGGGAAGAAAGUCAUGGCUUCGGCUUCUGCGACACUCAAGCGAGUCACGCUUGAGCUUGGCGGAAACGACCCAGCCAUCGUGCUGGAUGAUGUGGACGUUGAGCAAGUAGCACCGAAGAUUGCCACUCUGGCUUUCCUGAACAGUGGCCAGAUUUGUCUUGCGCUAAAGCGAAUUUUUGUGCAGGAGGGAAUCUAUGACAAGUUCAGGGACGCAAUGGUCCGAUAUACCCAGACCCUGAAGAUGGGCGAGGGCAAUGAAGAUGGGGUCUUCCUUGGGCCCAUCCAGAACAGUAUGCAGUACGAGAGGGUGAAGGGGUUCUUUGCAGAGAUCGAGCAGCAAGAGCAGAAGGUGGCUGUGGGGGGCAAGAAUCCGGAUGGGAAGGGGUACUUUAUCACGCCUACCAUCCUUGAGAAUCCGAAGGACGAGAGUAGGAUUGUGACAGAGGAGCCAUUUGGGCCUAUCGUGCCCCUUCUGCAGUUCACAACCGAAGAGGAAGCAGUCGCGCGUGCGAACAAGACGAAUCUUGGACUGGGAGCUUCGGUUUGGUCCGGCAACGUCGAGCGUGCCAACAAAUUGGCGGCCAAGUUGGAAGCGGGCAAUGUUUGGGUCAACACCCACUUCGAGCUGGAUCCCAGGGCGCCGUUUGGUGGACACAAGGAGAGUGGAAUUGGUCUCGAGUUUGGUAUGGGAGGCUUGAAAGGCUGGUGCAACAGCCAAACAUUGUACCUGAGGAAGUGA
Cyphellophora europaea CBS 101466 is the source of this 1476-nucleotide messenger RNA. RefSeq lists its product as uncharacterized. Bases 1 to 1476 code for a protein of 491 amino acids. Gene Ontology annotation, molecular function: aldehyde dehydrogenase (NAD+) activity. The transcript is spliced from 3 exons. The record is from RefSeq and is a predicted model, not a curated record. NCBI's taxonomy places the organism in Eukaryota, Fungi, Ascomycota, Eurotiomycetes, Chaetothyriales, Cyphellophoraceae.